AUGUCGGACAACGAGGACCGCGAACACGACGAGACGCUGGAAGAAGAGACGAUGGAGGACGAUUCGAUCGUCGCCGACGACGGUGAAGAAGGAGAGGACCAAGACCACGAAGAAGUCACCGAGGCCGAGCUCUCCACCGCCGGCUCGUCAAAGUCCAAGUCGAAGAAGAAGGGCGGCAAGGGCAAGAAGGGCAAAAAGGGCAAGAAGAACAUCGACAGCGGCGCCCCCAACCCGGCCACCGCCUCCUCAGACGAGAUCGCCGAGUACCACGGCUUCACCAACGAGGAUCUCGAAUACAGCAACGAAGACUUUGCCACCAUCACCUCGCUGCGGGCGUGGACGACCACCUUCCACCCGCGCCUCAUGGAGAUCAACCCGGGCGUCAACGCGACGAAGCUGCUGCCACUUCUCAACGCCAAGUACCGCGAAUUCCAGGAAGAAGCACUCAAUUCGGGCAAGGCGCCGGCCAAGAAGGUGAUUGGCAAAUCUGCCGCGGUCGCCACGCCAGUUGCUGAAAAGACUGAGAAGAUCACCAACGAGGAUCUCGCAUACAGCGACGAAAACUUUGCCACCAUCACCACCCUGCGGGAAAGCGUCGAAAACAUAGAAGCGAUCCCGACCCCGAGGGUGCCACCCCUAAAACUGCCCCCGCUCUCUAUCUACUACAAGGCCGAGAAGGCCGCCGCCGACCGGAAGAAGCGCAAAGAGGAGGGCAUGCUGGAAGAGGAGCACCAAGAUUACUGUGAAGCGUGCCAGAAGGGCGGUGAGGUGCUGCUCUGCGACACGUGCCCGAAGGUCUACCACAUGGUGUGCGUCGACCCGGACAUGGAGGAAGCCCCCGAAGGGAGGUGGAGCUGCCCCCAGUGUGAAGAAAAUGAGCAAAGCAUCGAGGAUGAUGAUGAGGACGCAGGACGCCCAGAAGCCGAGCGCGUGCUCUCCUGGCGGUGGAUACAAAUCCACCCGGAGCCGGAAGCCCGCCCGGCUGACGCCGACCCUACCGAGCCACGCCCGCCUCGCAAGAUGGAGCCCCGUCGCGAGCGGGAAUUCUUCAUCAAGUGGAAGUACAUGUCGUACUGGCACUGCGAGUGGGUCAACGAGUCGGUGCUCGACGUCUGGUACCCGCACGUGCUGCGAAUGUACUGGCGGAAGGCCGACCCGGAAGUGCCGCCCGAGGUCGACGACGGAUCGACCGAGGACAUGGACACCGGCCGCAUCGACAACAAGGAGAAGGAGAAGAACCCGCACAACCUCGAGGAGAAAUACUACCGAUAUGGGAUUAAGCCCGAGUGGAUGCAGGUCCACCGGGUAAUCAAUCACCAAGAAUACAGCAAGACCCAAUUCGGCUACCUGGUCAAGUGGAAGGAGCGCGUCUACGGGCAGGCCACGUGGGAACGCGACGACAUGGACAUUCCACUCUACGAAGACGCCAUCCUCAAGUACUGGAGCCACCGCGAGAAGAUGGUCGGCGACACACCGCCCAAGCACAUCCGCAAGCUCAUCGAGAAGAAGCGCGAGGCCAAGGGCCUGCCGGCCACCGACGACGAGCCGAGCACCAGCGACCGCAAGAAGGAUAAAAAGAAGCAGGACAAGUCGGGCGGCGUCGUCAAGUACGAGGUCCAGCCCGACUACCUCGACGAAACCGGCGGCAAGCUGCACCCAUACCAGCUGGAAGGCUUGAACUGGCUGCGCCACAGCUGGUCGAACGGGACCGACACGAUCUUGGCUGAUGAGAUGGGUCUCGGAAAGACCGUGCAGAGCUCGACGUUCCUCUACACGCUCCUGAAGGAAGGACAUUCGAAGGGCCCGUUCCUGAUCGCCGCGCCCCUCUCCACGAUCAUCAACUGGGAGCGCGAGAUGGAGUUCUGGUGCCCCGACUUCUACGUCGUCACCUACGUCGGCGACAAGGACUCGCGCGAGGUCAUCCGCGAGCACGAGUUCCCGUUCCUCGAGGGCGCCGUCAAAAGUGGAGCCAAGGCGAGCCGGCUGAAGACCGAACAAGGCAUCAAGUUCCACGUGCUCCUCACCUCCUACGAGCUGAUCAACGUCGACAAGGCAAUCCUCUCUUCGAUCGAAUGGAAGGCUCUCGUCGUCGACGAAGCUCAUCGCCUCAAGAACAACCAGUCACUCUUCUUCCGCACGCUGCGCGACUUCAAGAUCGACUACCGCCUGCUGCUCACCGGCACGCCGUUGCAGAACAACCUCGAAGAGCUCUUCCAUCUGCUCAACUUCCUGGCCUACAAGCGCUUCAACAACCUCGAGGCGUUCACCCAAGAAUUCGCCGAGAUCUCGAAGGAGGACCAGAUCCAGAAGCUCCACUCCCUGCUCGGCCCCUACAUGUUGCGCCGCCUCAAGGCCGAUGUCCUCAAGAACAUGCCCAGCAAGAGCGAGCUCAUCGUGCGCGUGGAGUUGGCGCCGAUGCAGAAGAAGUACUACCGCGCCAUCCUCACCCGCAACUUUGAAGCCCUAUCCGUGCGCAACGGCGGAUCCCAAAUGUCGCUGCUCAACAUUCUGAUGGAGCUGAAGAAGUGCUGCAACCACCCCUACCUCUUCGCCAAGGCCAGCAUCGAGGCGCCGAAACUGAAGAAUGGGAUGUACGAGGGCCCGGCGCUGGUGAAGGCUUGCGGCAAAUUGGUGCUGAUGCAGAAGAUGCUGCGGAAACUGAAGGACGGCGGCCAUCGUGUGCUCAUUUUCUCACAGAUGACGCGCAUGAUGGACGUGCUCGAAGACUUUUGCGAGAACGAGGGCUACAAGUACGAGCGCAUCGACGGCUCCAUAACGGGACAAAUGCGUCAAGACGCCAUCGAUCGGUUCAACGCGCCCGGCGCGCAGCAGUUCAUCUUCUUGCUGUCGACGCGUUCCGGAGGUCUGGGCAUCAACCUGGCCACCGCCGACACCGUGAUCAUCUACGACUCGGACUGGAAUCCCCACAACGAUAUCCAGGCCCUCUCCCGUGCCCAUCGUAUCGGCCAGCAGAACAAGGUGAUGAUCUACCGUUUCGUCACGCGCAACUCGGUGGAGGAACGGAUCACGUCGGUGGCCAAGAAGAAGAUGUUGCUCACGCACUUGGUCGUCCGCGCCGGCCUCGGCCAGAAGGGGCCCAGCAUGAGCAAGACCGAGCUCGACGACGUGCUCAGAUGGGGUACGGAGGAGCUGUUCAAGGACGACGGUGAAGAAACGGGCGAGGGCGGCGAGAAGAAGGCGGCCGAGAAUGAGAUUGUGUGGACGGACGACGCUGUCGAUGUUCUUCUUGACAGAACUCGCGGCGAAGAAGAGAAGAAGGAGGAAGUCGACGGCAAGAAGAAGGAGCACUCUACGAACGAGUACCUCUCGUCGUUCAAGGUCGCUACCUACACGACGAAGGAGGUCGAGGAAGAGGAGGAAGAGCCUGAGGAGCGCGAGGUGAUCAAGCAGGCCGGAAGCGAGGACGACCCCGACUACUGGAAAAAGCUCCUGCGCCAUCACUUCGAGCAAGACCAAGAAGUCGAGAGCCAGAAGCUUGGCAAGGGCAAGCGCGUCCGCAAGCAGGUCAACUACGAGGAGCCGGCCGACGACGAUGGAAAACCCCUACCUUGGGCAAAGGUCAAUGGACAGCUGGAGGUCCUUGGGUUUAACCCCCGCCAGAGAAGGGCCUUCUACAAUGCCUACAUGCGAUGGGGAAUGCCCCCGCACGAGAGCUUCGCAAGCCAAUGGCUGGUACGAGAUUUGAAGGGCAAGUCGGAGCGCGCCUUCAGCGACUACAACGAUCUCUUCCUCCGCCAUCUUUCCGAGCCCGGCGGCGAAAAUCAGGGAGCUUUCAGUGAUGGUCUCCCCCGUGAAGGCAUCAACCGCCACCACGUCCUCAGCCGCAUCGGCGCCAUGAUGAUGAUCAGGCUCAAGGUGCAGGAGUUCGAAUCGUCAAACGGCGACUGGUCCGUGCCGGAGAUUCGCGACAACAUGCUCGAAGCGGCCGGAGCGAAAGAAGCAAAGGAUAGCCAGACGAACAGCCGCGAAGCCAGCCAAGCCCGGGAGGACAGCGCAUCUACCGCCCCGAAACAAGGAGCCUCGGAAAAUGGAGAGAACGCCGGCCCAGAAGCCAACGGCGACGAAGCAAUGGACACGACGGACGUGAAGCCGGAUGCCGAGAAGACCGCCUCGAAGCCGCUCGAUAAGAAGAACCGGCCGCCGUUCAAGUUCAACAUCGCCGACGGCGGCUCCACCGAGCUGCACACGCUGUGGCUGAACGAGGAGAAGGCGGCGGUGCCCGGGAACGAGUACGAGAUUUGGCACCGGCGUCACGACUACUGGCUGCUCGCCGGCAUUGUCACUCACGGAUACGGGCGCUACCAAGACAUUCAAGCCGAUCCGCGCUUCUCGAUCAUCAACGAGCCGUUCAAGAUGGAGCUGGGCAAGGGCAACUUUGCCGAAAUCAAGAACAAGUUCCUGCAGCGCCGUUACAAGCUUCUCGAACAAGCGCUGCUCAUCGAAGAGCAGCUUCGCCGCGCCUCCCACAUCAACAUUGUCAACCAGCCGCAGAACGACGGCACCGAACAGCUGGCACAGCGCUUCGCCGACAUCGAGAACCUCGCCGAAUCGAACGCGAACAUUGCGCGCGACUCGGCCGCCGGCAACCGCAACGCCAACGUCGUGCUCCACAAGACGCUCGCCCAACUCGAGGAGCUGCUCACCGACAUGAAGGCCGACGUCUCUCGUCUACCCGCCACACUUCAGCGUCUACGACCCGUCACCGCAAGGCUGGGCAUGACCGAGAGAGCCAUCCUACAACGACUCACCACAAAGGACACCGAGGCCGUCGCUGGAAAGAGCCCGUUGCCACCGCCCGGCCCGUUCUGCACGCCGACUUUGGGACAACAACUCGCCGGCAUCCAGCCCAAGUUUGCCGCGCUGCGUGAAAAGAACGGCGAUGUGAUGGACACGCCGCCGGAGUUGGACGAGAACGCCGAGAAGGAGGUGCCGACCCUGGAGAAGGAGGUGCCGGCGACCGAGGAGCCGAAGGAGGAGAUGGAGGUUGAGGAGAAGCCGGCGGCCCUGCAAGACGAGAUCAAGGAAGAAGCCGUCGCCCCAGCCGCUGAAGAAGCCCCAGCCCCCGUCGCGGCCGCCGAGGAGCAGCCCAUGGACUGCAGCGUCGAAGAA
This is a messenger RNA of Mesorhabditis spiculigera, 5130 nucleotides long. NCBI's taxonomy places the organism in Eukaryota, Metazoa, Nematoda, Chromadorea, Rhabditida, Rhabditidae. The record is from the annotation of a GenBank genome assembly.